AUGACACCCUCAAACAUGCCUAAAGAUGGAAGAGACCGUUUUAUGCCCCUCAAGAGAUCUCCACUCUCCCCUUUUUCACAAUCCCUUCCUGGAGACUCUCCGGAAGAAAACGACAGCAACACCAACCAAUGGGAGGACGCCAGGUGUCCCGUCUGCAUGGAACACCCCCACAACGCCAUCCUCCUAACAUGCUCCUCCCACUCCAAUGGCUGCCGCCCCUUCAUUUGCGACACGAGCUACCGCCACUCCAACUGCUUCGACCAGUUGCGAAAGUCGUUUUCCGGCGCUGAUCCCGAGCCCUUUGACGAGCCGAAGCAGUUCGUCUGCCCUCUCUGCCGUGGCCCAGUCAGCGGGUGGGUUGUGGUCGAGCCUGCCCGGAAAUUCAUGAACGAUAAAGUAAGGAGCUGCGCAUCCGAGACUUGCGACUACAGUGGGAGCUACAAUGAGCUUAGGAGGCACGCGAGAUUGGUGCACCCGCUGGCAAGGCCUGCUGACGUGGACGUGGAGAGGCAGCACAGCUGGCGGAGGCUGGAGAGGGAGCGGGAAAUGGGGGACUUGCUCAGCACCCUCCGUGUGUCCAUGGAAAACGAGAUAGAUGAGGGUGGCUGGCUGACUAUGUUUUUCCUUGUGAGGUUCAUUGGGCUGCCGAGAGGUUCGGAUGGGCCAAGGGGUGGAGAUACUAUGCAGGCUUUGAGAAGGCUGUGGUAUGAUGGGGAAGAUGAGGAUGAGGGGCCCACUGGGCCUGGGCCCAGCCGGUAUGUGAGGAGGCGUAGUAAUCCUGAUGCCAAUGAAUGA
Striga asiatica is the source of this 795-nucleotide messenger RNA. Lineage: Eukaryota; Viridiplantae; Streptophyta; Magnoliopsida; Lamiales; Orobanchaceae. The record is from the annotation of a GenBank genome assembly.